Molecule: messenger RNA, 6519 nt
Organism: Acanthosepion pharaonis
Lineage: Eukaryota; Metazoa; Mollusca; Cephalopoda; Sepiida; Sepiidae
Source: the annotation of a GenBank genome assembly
AUGAUCUCAACGUCGAUAUCAUUCAGUUACGAGCCUUACUUAUCGACGACGCCGUCAACUAGGCAAACCCGACUCACUGUAUGGAGUCCGACUCUGCAAGCAUGCAACCCACUCGGACUACCACCGUUUCGUAAAACACCAGUGAACCCGCUACACCAACCUCGUCACCUCAGCAACCCACCACCGUCACCUCGUCAUACUCAACCCGCCACAGGCAUUCCUUUUGCAAUCGUCAACGCUACCAUCACUUCUUUCUUUUUCAUUUCUGAUUUCUUUCUUUUUCAUUUCUGUUUUCUUUCUUUUUCCUUUCUAUUUUCUUUCUUUUUUCCUUUCUGUUUUCUUUCAUUUUCUUUCUUUUUUUCCCUCUCCGUUUUCUUUCUUUUUCCUUUCUGUUUUCUUUCUUUUCCUUUCUUUUUCGUACUGUUUUCUUUCUUUCUUCUUUCUUUUUCUUUCUCUUUUCUUUCUUUUUCCUUUCUGUUUUCUUUCUUUCUCUAUUCUGUUUUCUUUCUUUCUCCUUUCUGUUUUCUUUCUUUUUCCUCCCUGUUUUCUUUCUUUUUCCUUUCCGAUUUCUUUCGUUUUUUUCCUUUCUGUUUUCUUUCUUUUUCUUUCCUGUUUUCUUUCUUUUUCCUUUCUGUUUUCUUUUAUUUAUUUUGUUUUCUUUCUUGUUCUUUUCUGUUUUCUUUCUUUUCCCCUUUCUGUUUCUUUUCUUUUCCUUACUGUUUUCUUUCACAUUUCUUUCUUUUUUCCUUUCUAUUUCCUUUCUUUUUCUUUAUUGUUUUCUUUCUUUUUUUUUUUUACUUUUCUUUCUUUUUUCCUUUCUGUUUUCUUUCUUUUCCUUACUGUUUCCUUUCUUUUUCCUUUCUGUUUUCUUUCUUUUUCCUUCCUGUUUUCUUUUAUUUAUUUUGUUUUCUUUCUUGUUCUUUUCUGUUUUCUUUCUUUUCCCUUUUCUGUUUCUUUUCUUUUUCCUUUCUGUUUUCUUUCUUUUCCUUACUGUUUUCUUUCUUUUUCUUUCACAUUUCUUUCUUUUUUCCUUUCUGUUUUCCUUUCUUUUUCCUUUCUGUUUUCUGUCCUUUUCCUUACUGUUUUCUUUCUUUUUCUUUCUUUUUUCCUUUCAGUUUUCUUUCUGUUUUCUUUCUGUAUUCUUUUUUUUUUCUUUCUGUUUUCUUUCUUUUCCUUUUUCUUUUCUUUCUUUUUCCUUUCUGUUUUCUUUCUUUUUCUUUAACAUUUCUUUCUUUUUUCCUUUCUGUUUUCUUUCUUUCUCUAUUCUGUUUUCUUUCUUUCUCCUUUCUGUUUUCUUUCUUUUUCCUCCCUGUUUUCUUUCUUUUUCCUUUCCGAUUUCUUUCGUUUUUUUCCUUUUGUUAUCUUUCUUUUUCUUUUUUUUUCUUUCUUUUCCUUUCUGUUUUUUCUUUAUUUAUUUUGUUUUCUUUCUUUUCUUUUCUGUUUUCUUUUAUUUAUUUUGUUUUCUUUCUUUUUCUUUUCUGUUUUCUUUUCUUUUUUUUUUUUUUUUCCUUUCUAUUUCCUUUCUUUUUCUUUUUGUUUUCUUUUUUUUUUUUUCUUUUCUUUUUUUUUUUAUUUUCUUUUUUUUUUUUCCUUUUGUUUCUUUUUUUUUUUUUUUUUUUUUUUUUUUUUUCUUUUCUGUUUUCUUUCUUUCUCUAUUCUUUUCUUUCUUUUCCUUUCUGUUUUCUUUCUUUUCCUCCCUUUUUUCUUUCUUUUUCCUUUCCGAUUUCUUUUUUUUUUUCCUUUCUUUUUCUUUUCUUUUUCUUUCCUGUUUUCUUUCUUUUUCCUUUCUGUUUUCUUUUAUUUUUUUGUUUUCUUUCUUUCUUUUCUGUUUUUUUUUUUCCCUUUCUGUUUUUUUCUUUUCCUUACUGUUUUCUUUCUUUUUUCUUUCUUUUUCCUUUCUUUUCCUUUCUUUCUUUUAUUUUUUUUAUUUAUUUUUUUUUUUUCUUUUCUUUUCUUUUUUUCUGUUUUCUUUCUUUUCCCCUUUCUGUUUUCUUUUUUUUUCUUUUCUGUUUUCUUUUUUUUCCUUUCUGUUUUCUUUCUUUUUCUCUUUUUUUUUUUUCUUUUUCCUUUCUGUUUUCUUUCUUUUUCCUUUUUUUUUUUUUUCUUUUUUUUUUCUUUCUGUUUUCUUUCCUGUUUUCUUUUUUUUUUCUUUCUUUUUUUUUUUUUUUUAUUUUUUUUUCUUUCUUUCUUUUUUUUUUUUUUUUCCCCUUUCUGUUUUCUUUUCUUUUUUCUUUCUUUUUCCUUUCUUUUUCUUUUUUUUUUCCUUUUUCUUUUUUUUUCUUUUUUGUUUUCUUUUUUUUUUUUUUUUUUUUUUCUUUUUUUUCCUUUCUGUUUUCUUUCUUUUUUUCUGUUUCCUUUUUUUUUUUCUGUUUUCUUUUUUUUUCCUUCCUGUUUUCUUUUAUUUAUUUUUUUUCUUUUCUUGUUCUUUUCUUUUUUCUUUUUUCUUUUCCCUUUUCUUUUCCUUUCUGUUUUUUUCUUUUCCUUACUGUUUUUUUUCUUUUUUUCUUUUUUUUUUUUUUCCUGUUUUUCUUUCUUUUUCCCUUUCUUUUCUUCCUUUUUUUUUUUUGUUUUCUUUCUGUUUUCUUUUUUUUUUCUUUUCCUUUCCUUUUUCUUUCUUUUUUUUUUCUUUUUUUUUUUCUUUCUUUUUCCUUUUUUUUUCUUUCUGUUUUCUUUUAUUUCUCUAUUCUGUUUUCUUUCUUUCUCUUUUCUGUUUUCUUUUUUUUUUUUCCCUUUUCUUUCUUUUUUUUCGAUUUCUUUCGUUUUUUUCCUUUCUGUUUUCUUUUUUUUUUCUUUCCUUUUCUUUCUUUUUCCUUUCUGUUUUCUUUUAUUUAUUUUUUUUUUUUUCUUUGUUCUUUUCUUUUUUCUUUCUUUUCCCUUUUGUUUCUUUUUUUUUCCUUACUGUUUUCUUUCUUUUUCUUCUUUUUUCCUUUUGUUUCCUUUUUUUUUCUUUUUUUGUUUUUUUUUUUUUUUUUUUUUCCUUUUUUUUUUUCUUUUUCCUUUUGUUUUCUUUUCUUUUUUUUUCUGUUUUCUUUUUUUUUUCUUUCUGUUUUUUUUUCUCUUUCUUUUUCCUUUCUGUUUUCUUUUUUUCUCUAUUGUUUUCUUUCUUUUUCUUUUCUUUUUCUUUCUUUUUUCCUUUUCUUUUUUUUUUUCUUUCUUUUUUCUUUCUUUUCGAUUUCUGUUUUUUUUUUUUUUUUGUUUUCUUUCUUUUCUUUCUGUUUUUUUUUUCCUGUUUUCUGUUUCUUUUCUUUUCCUUUCUGUUUUCUUUUUUAUUUCUUUCUUUUUUUUUUUUAUUUCCUUUCUUUUUCUUUUUGUUUUUUCUUUUUUUUUUUUCUUUUCUUUUCUUUUUCCUUUCUGUUUUCUUUUUUUUCCUUUCUGUUUCCUUUUUUUUUCCUUUCUGUUUUCUUUCUUUUUUUUUUUGUUUUUUUUUUUUUUUUUUUUCUUUUUUUCUUUUUUCUUUUUCUUUUUUUUUCUUUUUCUUUUCUUUUUCCUUUCUGUUUUCUUUCUUUUCCUUUGUUUUUUUUUUUUCUUUUUUUUUCUUUUUUUUUCCUUUUUUUUUUUCUUUUUCCUUUCUGUUUUUUCCUUUUCUUUCUGUUUUCUUUUUCUUUUUUUUUUUUUUUUUUUUUCUUUCCUUUUUCUUUCUUUUCUUUUUUUUUCUUUCUGUUUUCUUUCUUUUCCUUUUUUUUUCUUUUUUUUCCUUUCUGUUUUCUUUUUUUUUCCUUUUUUCUUUCUUUUUUUCCUUUCUUUUCUUUCUUUCUCUAUUCUGUUUUUUUCUUUUUCCUUUUGUUUUCUUUUUUUUUUCCUGUUUUCUUUCUUUUUCCUUUCUUUUUUUUUCCUUUCUUUUUUCUUUCUUUUUUCUUUCCUGUUUUUCUUUCUUUUUUCCUUUCUGUUUUCUUUUUUUAUUUUGUUUUCUUUUUUUCUUUUCUGUUUUUUUCUUUUCUUUCUGUUUUUUUUUUUUUCUUUGUUUUGUUUUCUUUCUUUUCUUUCUUUUUCUUUCUUUUUCUUUUUCUUUUCUUUUUUUUUUUUUUUCUUUUUUUUUUUUUUUUUUUGUUUUGUUUUCUUUCUUUGUUUCCUUUCUUUUUUCCCUGUUUUUUUUCUUUUUCCUUUCUGUUUUCUUUUUUAUUUAUUUUGUUUUCUUUCUUGUUCUUUUCUGUUUUCUUUCUUUUCCCUUUCUGUUUCUUUUCUUUUCCUUUCUGUUUUCUUUCAUUUUCUUUUUUUUUUUUUUUUCUUUCUAUUUUCUUUCUUUUUCCUUUUAUUUUUUUCUUUUUUUUUUUUUUUUUCUUUCCUUUUUCUUUUUUUUUUUUUCUUUUCUUUUUUCUUUUUUUCCUUUCUGUUUUCCUUUCUUUUUCUUUUUUCUGUCCUUUUCUUUUUUUCUUUUUUUUUUUUUUUUCCUUUCUGUUUUCUUUCUGUUUUUUUUUUCUUUUCUUUUUGUUUUCUUUUCCUUUUCUUUUCCUUUCUUUUUCUUUUCGAUUUCUUUCUUUUUUUUCCUUUCUGUUUUCUUUCUUUUUCUUUCUGUUUUUCUUUUUUUCCUUUCUGUUUUCUUUUAUUUAUUUUGUUUUCUUUCUUUUCUUUUCUGUUUUUAACAUUUCUUUUGUUUCUUUUUUUUCCUUUCUGUUUUCUUUUUUCAUUUCUUUUCUUUUUUUUUUUCUAUUUCCUUUUUUUUUUCUUUCUUUUCCUUUUUUUUUUUUCCUUUCUUUUUUCCUUUCUGUUUUCUUUUCUUUUCCUUUUUCCUUUCUUUUCUUUUUUUUUCGUUCUUUUUUCUUUUUUUUUUUUUUCCUUUCUUUUUUUUUUUUUCCUUUUUUUUCUUUCUUUUCCUUACUGUUUUCCUUUCUUUUCUUUCUUUUUCCUUUCUGUUUUCUUUCUUUUUUCCUUUCUGUUUUCUUUCUUUUCCUUUCUGUCUUUUCUUUUCUUUUUCUUUUCUUUUUCCUUUCUUUUUUCUUUCAUUUCUUUCUUUUUUUUUCCUUUCUGUUUUUCUUUCUUUUCCUUACAGUUUCCUUUCUUUUUCCUUUCUCUUUUCUUUCUUUUCCUUUCACUUUCUUUUUCUUUUUCCUUUUCUUUUCUUUCUUUUUUUCCUUUCUGUUUUCUUUCUUUUCCUUUCUUUUCCUUUUUUUCUCUUUUCUUUCUUUUUCCUUUCUGUUUUCUUUCUUUUUCCUUUCUCUUUUCUUUCUUUUUCCUUUCUGUUUUCUUUCUUUUUCUUUAACAUUUCCUUCUUUUUUCCUUUCUGUUUUCUUUCUUUUCCUUACUGUUUCCUUUCUUUUUCCUUUCUCUUUUCUUUCUUUUUCCUUUCUCUUUUCUUUCUUUUUCCUUUCUGUUUUCUUUCUUUUCCUUUCUGUUUUCUUUCUUUUUCCUUUUUUUUUUUUUUUUUUCUUUUUUUCCUUUCUUUUUUUUCUUUUUCUGUUUUCUUUUUUUUCCUUUCUUUUCUUUUCUUUUCCUUUUUUUUUCUUUUUUUUCUUUCUUCUUUUCUUUCUUUUUCUUUUUUUUUUUUUUUUUUUCCUUACUGUUUCCUGUCUUUUUCCUUUCUGUUUUCUUUCUUUUUCCUUUCUGUUUUUUCUUUUUUUUUUUCUUUUCUUUUUUUCUUUUUUUUUUUCCUUUUUCUUUCUUUUUUCCUUUCUUUUUUCUUUCUUUUCCUUUCUUUUCUUUUUUUUUUCUCUUUUCUUUCUUUUUCCUUUCUUUCUUUUUUUUUCAUUUCUGUUUUCUUUUUUUUCCUUUUCUUUUUUUCUUUUUCUUUUUUCUUUUUUUUCUUUUUCUUUUUUUUCAUUUUCUUUUUCCUUUCUGUUUUUUUCUUUUUUUUUCUUUUCCUUUCUGUUUUCUUUCUUUUUUUUUCCUUUCUGUUUUCUUUCUUUCUUUUUUCCUGUUUCUGUUUUCUUUUCCUUUCUCUGUUUCUUUUCUUUUUUUUCCUUUUCUUUCUUUUUCUCUUUUCUUUCUUUUUCCUUUCUGUUUUCUUUCUAUUCCUUACUGUUUUCUUUCUUUUUCUUUAACAUUUCUUUCUUUUUUCCUUUCAGUUUUCUUUCUGUCUUCUUUCUUUUUUCCUUUCUGUUUUCUUUCUUUUCCUUACUGUUUCCUAUCUUUUUCCUUUCUCUUUUCUUUCUUUUUCCGUUCUGUUUUCUUUCUUUUUCCUUUCUGUUUUCUUUCUUUUCCUUACUGUUUUCUUUCUUUUUCUUUCACUUUUCUUUCUUUUUUCCUUUCUGUUUUCCUUUCUUUUUCCUUUCCUUUUCCUUUCUGUUUUCUUUUCUUUUCCUUUCUGUUUUCUUUCCUUUUCCUUACUGUUUUCUUUCUUUUUCUUUAUUUUUUCCUUUCUGUUUUCUUUCUUUUUCUUUACUGUUUUCUUUCUUUUCCCCUUUCUGUUUCCUUUCUUUUUCCUUAAUCUUUCCUGUUUUUUUCCUUUCUGUUUUCUUUCUUUUUCCUUUCUUUUUCUUUUCUUUUUUCUUUCUUUUUUCUUUCUUCUUCAUUUCUUUUUCCUUUCUUUAUUCUUUUUUUCCUUUCUCUUUUCUUUCUUUUUCCUUUCUCUUUUCUUUUCAGUGA